Dunckerocampus dactyliophorus (ringed pipefish) is the source of this 2713-nucleotide messenger RNA. It is a transcript of the gene krit1, whose product is annotated as KRIT1 ankyrin repeat containing. The record is from RefSeq and is a predicted model, not a curated record. Gene Ontology annotation, biological process: cell redox homeostasis; negative regulation of angiogenesis; regulation of establishment of cell polarity. Lineage: Eukaryota; Metazoa; Chordata; Actinopteri; Syngnathiformes; Syngnathidae. Bases 218 to 2449 code for a protein of 743 amino acids. Gene Ontology annotation, molecular function: protein binding. The transcript has 17 exons. Gene Ontology annotation, cellular component: cytoskeleton; plasma membrane.
GACACAUUUCAGGCCUACGGCGACUUCAACACAAACAACCGCCCUGGACGUCCACCUGGACACGGCCAGGACGGACGCUUUUAACCCCAAGGAGGACUGGGAGAAAAGCGUUGUUAAGGCUGUGUGGCGAACAUCCAGGACGCUUUUCGGCAUGCCUCUCCAUAGCAUCUGGCCCUUGUGUGGGAGCGUUUGUAUGGACUGAGUGAAAGCCGUCGCCAUGGGCAACGAGGACAGCCUGGAGGACGUGUUUGUGGCUGUCCUUCGGCCCAAGAGUCAGGUCAGCCUGAGCUCAAAGGAGUACCGAGCCAAAGCCUAUGAGAUCCUUCUGAGUGAAGUGCCCUUGGAAGGGAAGGAAAAGAAAAGGAAGAAAGUCCUCCUGGCGACAAAGAUCCAAGCAACAGGGGACAAAUCCAAAUCCAUUUUAGAUUAUGUUGCAGAAACGAUCAAGCCCUUAUCCAACAACCAAAGCUUCAUUGGUAAACGGGUAGUACACAUGAAGAAAUUCUCCCUGGAGGGAGACAAUGAAGUCAAAGAAGUGUCGCUGUAUGUGGUGCCAGUUAGUGUUAAAGAUAACAGCAAGCCCGUCCACAACGCCGGCGGUCCGAGCUUUUACUGCCUGCAGGACAUCAUGAGGGUGUGCAGUGAGACCAGUGUCCACUUCUGCUCUGUCACCUCCAGGAUGCUCCUGGCUUUAGACAAGUGGUUAGCCGAGCAACACACCGUGCCUCACGCCAUUCCGGCCUUGUUCCGACCAGCACCCGUGGAGCGGGUCAAGACCAACGUCAGCAACCCGGCGUACGGCUGCGAGGGCAAACCGAGCGACGAAGGCCUGCACAUGGGCUACACGGCGCUGGAGAUCAAGAGCAAGAUGAUGUCCCUGGAGAAGGCGGACAUGUGCGUCCUGAAUCCCCUCUAUGGCUCUGAUCUGCAGUACACCAACCGGGUGGACAAAGUUAUCAUCAACCCGUACUUUGGGCUCGGAGCACCGGACUACUCAAAGAUUCAGAUUCCGACCAGGGAGAAGUGGCAACAUGGCGCCAACUGCACAGCUGAAGACAAGGAGCGUCAGUGGGUGGACGACUUCCCGCUCCACCGUAGUGCCUGCGAGGGAGACACAGAGCUCCUCUCCAAGCUUCUGGACGGCGGCUUCUCAGUCAAGCAGCUGGACAGCGACCACUGGGCACCCGUCCACUAUGCCUGCUGGCACGGCAAAGUUGAGGCAACCAAGCUGUUGCUGGACAAAGGCAAAUGUAAUCCAAACCUCCUGAAUGGGCAGCUCAGCUCACCUCUGCACUUUGCUGCCAGAGGAGGGCAUGCAGACAUUGUGCAACUCCUGCUGCAACACCCUGAGAUCGACCGGCACAUAGAAGACCAGCAGAAGCGAUCGCCACUGCAAGUGUGCGAGGAGAACAAGCAGAACGAAUGGGAGGAGACGGUGAAGCUUCUGCAGCAAGCCAGCAGCAAACCUUAUGAGAAGGUGCGUAUCUACCGCAUGGACGGCUCGUAUCGCUCCGUGGAGCUGAAGCGCGGCAACAACACCACGGUGCAGCAAAUCAUGGAGGGGAUGCGUCUUUCUCAGGACACGCAGCAGUACUUCACCAUCUGGAUCUGCUCGGAGAACCUCCACCUGCAGCUGAAGCCAUACCACAAGCCCCUGCAGCACCUGCGCAUCUGGACGGAGAUCGUGACGGAUCUGACGGUGCUAGAUCCUCAGAGGGAGACACCUCAGCUCUUCCUGCGGCGGGACGUUCGCUUGCCUCUAGAGAUUGAGAAAAAGGUGGAGGAUCCACUGGCCAUCCUCAUCCUCUUUGACGAGGCUCGCCACAGCCUCCUGAAGGGCUUCUUUCCGGCGCCGGACAGCAAGCUGAUCACGCUGGCCAGCUUCCUCCUGCAGAUCAUCUACGGGAACUACGAAAGCAAGAAGCAUAAGCAGGGCUUCCUCAAUGAAGAAAACCUGAGGUCCAUUGUGCCGAUAUUAAAGGUGAAAAGCAAAGCGUACCACUGGACCAACAGGAUUCUCCAUGAAUACAAAGCGCUGAGCACCAGCGAGGGUGUGAGCAAGGAGAUGCACCAUCUGCAGCGACUCUUCCUGCAGAACUGCUGGGACAUCCCCACCUAUGGAGCGGCCUUUUUCACUGGACAGGUGUACACCAAGGCCAGCGCCAGCAACCACAAAGUCAUUCGCGUCUACGUGGGCGUCAACACCAAGGGCCUGCACCUCAUGAAUAUGGAGACCAAGGCGCUUCUCAUCAGUUUGGAGUACAGCACGUUCAUGUGGCAGCUGGGACACGCCGACCAGUACUUCCAAAUACACAGCGGCGAGAACAAAAUGAACUUCAUUGUGCACACAAAACAGGCGGGCCUCAUUGUGAAGCUUUUAAUGAAGCUGAGCGGACAGAUGACCCCCAACGACAAAGGUGCUGCUGCAGACAAAUACGCUUACGGCUGAUGAAUCUUUCGUGCAGGAAUGUUCAACGACGACACAGCUGCCAAAGAAAACAUUUCUGCGCUGAAAAAAAUACAACUGACUGACUGCAAUAAUGUAUUAAUCUCUCUUCUUUCACAACCGCACUGUGUGUGUGUUUUGACAAAUUUUGCUCUUUCACAUUUGUGUAAAUAAGUUAUUUAAUAAUUUGUUGUAAUAAAUUCAAUGCUGUAUGAGAGUCGGUCGGUCUUUAAAAUUAAAAUAUUUGUGAGAAAUGUGAUUGAAUUG